GCUCCAACCGCGACGAUCGUUUCGGGACUGCCAACAUGUUCCAGGGAGGAGAUAGCGUCGAGUUGCUCGCGGCGGGGGGCAAGAAUCCCGCGGCCCCAUGGAAACUCACGGGCAAAGUCCGUCGCGAGUACGACAAACUGAGCAAAGUGUUUUUGUUCACGAUGGAAGGGUCGGCGCUCGCGACCAAGAUGGCGCUGCCCAAGGAUUCCACCAAAUCCCUUGGACUUACCCAGCGAUACCUCGUGCUCCAAACGGCGAUUCCAGCGGCGGCGGCCAUCUCGGUCGAAGUCGGCGUGACCGACGCCAAUGGCACGCGGCGCCGCAUUGUCAUGUCGUCGGCGUUCCGCGGCGCGGUCGUCCAUCAGCUCCACGCACAAGUCCCAUUGCAGCAAGUUACGCGGGACACGUGGUUGAAUUGGUGCUUUGACGUGGCGGCAUUAGUGGACGGAUCUUUUGCCAAAACUCUGCGCACCCUCGACUCCAUUAGCCUCAGUGGAACGUGCAAACUCCGCCGGGUGUUUACGAUGAAGGAGCCGCCGAUCCCGUCGGACCAUCCAUUUGACUUUGUCGGAGGCGUCGACAUUCCUCGAGCGUUCGCCAUUCCGGGGGCCAUAACCGAGUACUUUGCGGCCAAAACUGUGGCGCCGCCACCGUCAGCGUCCUUGCCAACGCAUUUUCCAGACAACUCCCACCGCGAAAAAGCGAAAACUCCACGACCCACGUCAAGCACCAGGAGUGCUAGGGUCGCUGCUGCGGCAGGAGGAAAGCCCCUAUCGGCAGAUUCAACGAAGAAAACACUCGGCGCGCCAUCGUCGGCAUCGUCGUCACGAAGCACGUCGAGUCGGGGGGCCCGACGAGCGCCGCCACACACAGAAACUCGAGAGCCAGCCAGUGCGCUACCUUCAGCACCAUCCUCCGUGCGUCCAUCUUCCGCCCACAACAGUCAUAUUCAAGGAAGACGACGCAUUCAACCCGUCACCGUGGCGCCACCGCCACUGUCGUCAAUGUUUCGGUUUGCAUUCACGGAAGCCCCCGGUCCGUCCGAUUCACCAGAGGUGCAGAGCAUCUCUGGCAAAAACAGGGACAAUGCCUUGGACACAACGCGCCGUUUCGACUCCAAGUUCCGAUCUUGGGAAGAUGACAAAAGUCCUGUCAAGCCUCCAACUCACACUGAAGCUCCACGUCUCUCUCGACCUACCACGGCCAUCGCCAGCGAUGCGGUCGAGCCCGUCGUUGAUGCUGUCCCGACUAGCCGAAGCAAUGCCGAGCUCACAGCGAAAGAGCUGGCGAAGGCACUGGCCCUGGACGAGUCGCCAUUCUUUCGUGACGACUUGCCUUCACCCGUCGCAGUACCCGCCGCGAUGGAAUGGAUGGACGAGGAGGACAGUCGUGGGGUGUCCAACGAGGAUUCUGCACCACCCAGCAUCCUCGACGGCCGUCCUGACAACCAAACUCCGGACUCCAUUCCAGAACCCACCAGCACUACUCCAGAGGUGAAAAAUCAGCGGAUCGACGUUGGCGCGGCAAAGUCGGUAGCAAGCCUGUUUCAGUGGGCGCCGCAGAGCCUGUUGCAGCCUGUGGGCCAGCCACAACUGACAGCUGCCCUCGACCCGCCCUUCGCCCCGUGUAUGGAGGAUGAGGAAGGGCCACUGACUUCGAAUGGCAUUGCGAAAGUGGCACACCACUCGGAGCCUCAAGAUGACACCGAGCAAGUACGCGUGAAGGAGGAGGUGUCGCAUCCACUGGGCACGAAAGGGCGUUGGAUGGAUCAAAACAACAGCGAGGACGACGACGACGAAUUGAGCUUUGACAUGACCAAGGACUUGCAAGCACAGAGCUUUGACUUUACCGAUGUGCUGGAGGAAUCGCUGCCGAGUAUGGUGCAAAUGAAUUGUUCCCCCGUGGCGCGGCGGCCACCUCCCGCCAAGACCACGCAUUCGCAUUCCCCACCAACAGCGCGCUCCGUCGUCGAUCCCCGCAUCCAGAGCUUGCUUGAGUCGACUGAUUGGAGCCAGCCGCCCCCGAUGGACCUCGUGUACGACCCGAUCUUGGACUGCUAUCACGACCCACAGAGCAACAAGUACUACCAGUGGCAGCAGUAGCGGCCCCCAGCACGUCGUUCAAAACGAUCUGCACCGCCCAGCAAACAUAAAUUGAUAUACAUGGUUUGCGCCGACUCCUUCCAUCAGCCAACUCACA
Molecule: messenger RNA, 2199 nt
Organism: Aphanomyces invadans
Lineage: Eukaryota; Oomycota; Saprolegniomycetes; Saprolegniales; Verrucalvaceae
Exons: 11
Coding region: 36-2102 (688 amino acids)
Source: RefSeq, a predicted model, not a curated record